This is a messenger RNA of Cannabis sativa, 1328 nucleotides long. Its product is annotated as nonsense-mediated mRNA decay protein 2-like. Lineage: Eukaryota; Viridiplantae; Streptophyta; Magnoliopsida; Rosales; Cannabaceae. Bases 67 to 1041 code for a protein of 324 amino acids. The record is from RefSeq and is a predicted model, not a curated record. The transcript is spliced from 3 exons.
AUAGAUGUUGUGGAUAGUGGUCGAUAUAAUGAAUUUGGGUGGGGCAAGCAUUGUUUUGAUAUCACUAUGCAUUCUUUGAAGGGUAAGAUAGAUUCUGGUUAUAAGAGGGUAGUUCGUAGUGACGAGGAUGGUGGGUAUUACAGGUUAUUGGGUUUUCCUUUGGCUAUUCAAUUUUGGUUUUUCGAGUGUUGCCCGUAUGUUAUUGGGAAACUAUCCUUGUACUCAAAUGUUGGCAUUCCAAGGAUUUUGAAUUGGCCUAUAUUACCCAAGGACAAGGAGGGUAUGGUGAAAAUGGAUGUCAUGAACACCCUCAUUUUCGAUCGGUCUUUGAAAGAGUUAAAAUUAAGAAACCUCACUCCAACUUCCGUUGAGAGAUUGAGUUUGAGCCUCACUGAUUUUUUCUCUGGUGAGACUACUCCCGAGGCUGUGAAAUUCAAAAUUAAAGGUGGUUCCAAGCCUGCUGGUCAACCUGGCUUGAUGGGUUCUUCUUCAUCAACUGCUCAUGAGAAUGUCUCCCGAGUUGAAUUUGAGGAAUUUAAAAAGUGUUUAUCUGUUGUUGUCAGCCAGCAAGGGAUUCUUAUGAAAUCUGUUGCUGAGAUGAACAAGAAGCUGGACAUUCUUAUUGAGUCAUCCCAAGGUGGUCCCACUCACAAUGGAUCUCAGUCUGAAGAUGCUCUUCGUACUUCAGAAAAUGAGGAUGAUGAAGAUUCCACUUCGGAGGAAGACGAGGAUGAUAAAUUCGACGAUGACAAAGGAGAUGAUCAUCAUGACGAUGAAACUGAUGAUGAUGAUGAUGAUCUUGGGGGAGAUGGUGUUGGUGCUGGUCAGGAUGAGGCUCACACGGGCGAUGUUCGUAACGAUGAGGGUGUUGUUGUCCCCGCGGUUGUUUCGAGGGAUGAUGAUACCGGCAAGGUCGAUGAUGCCAAGAAUUCUGAAACUGUGGAACCUAUUGCAGAGAUCAAACAGGUGUGUUUCUUGUUUGGACAUCAUUUUUGGUUUGUGCUUUUUUUUGUGUGUUUCUGUGUUUUGUGUUUGUUUUAAUAGUGUUUUACUGUUUUUUUUGUUAUCAGCCUGAUCAGUCUCAAGGUGGGGAGGAGAACAUUGAUGUUGAUGCAACAAUUGCAUCUGCUGUUAAAGCUGUGGAGAAUUUGGUUUGUGUUUAUGUUUUUUUUUAAAUAUUUGUAUUUAUUUGGUUUUAUAUUGUUGUUUUUAUGGUGUUUUAAUUGUACUGUUUGAAAUUUAAACAUAAGUCUUUUUAUUUAUCCUUUCUCUUUUUUAGAUUGGUUCCUCAACUCAUGCCCCUGCUCCUGUUGAGACUUCUGAGAAGA